CUUGACGUCACGGCAGCCUUCAGGGACCGUGAAGAUGGCGUCGUCAGGGUCAGUGGUUCUCCGCAGCAUCCCUGCGGUCUACGCCGUGCUCCUCGCCCUGUCGGCCUCGCUGCACCCGGGCGGCUGCAGCGAGCAGGUCCCGCUGAUCAUGUGGAGCAGUGAGGGAAUCUUCUGGCCUCAGGCGUCUCCUCCCACUGCAGGCCACAUUGUGGGGCAGCAGCAGCUGACUUCCUAUCUGCAGAAGGCUCUGGACGUGGGUCCACGAAAUGUGGUGCUGUUCCUUCAAGACAAGAUGAGCAUGGAAGACUUCACCAAAUAUGGAGGAGUUUUUGGAAACAAGCAGGACAGCGUUUUCCCAAGUCUGGAGGGGGCUCUGAGGGCCGCCGUGUCCCCUCUGGUGUUGCCGGCUGUGUCUUGGCCUGCUUCUAAUGCAGUCAUCAGUCAGCUGCAGGAUCAGUUGGAGACCUCUGCUCUGUACAUGGACCCCGAGACCCUGAGCCAGCUAAGGCUCAACGCCUCCUCUCCUGCUCUGCUAGUGUUUCGCCUGCCCUACAGCGCCGGUGCGGAUUUGAUGUCAACUAAGGACAUUCUCAGUGAAAACGAUGCAGUGAUGGGUCAGGUGCUGAACAUCAUGAAAACCCAGUCUGUCCCAUACACAGCUCUGUACACCGGCCUGCAGCCCUCCAGGGAGGUGGUGUCUUUCUCCGUGGAGGCGGGGCCGGGGGGAGGACGCUCUCUGCUCCAGGCCAGGGGCGGCUACAGGGAGAGGGAGAGACAAAGCCGGAUCAGGGAAAGAGCUGGAGUCUACCGUCCUGUGGAGUUCAAGGAAGAGGAGAAGACCUGCAUCCUGCUAUGGGCCAAAGGCCUUUCGGUGAGCAUCCUUCGAGGUGGACGCUGGGAGGAGCACGACCUGACUCCAUCCACCUUUGGUGAAGGUGCAAAUGUUCCAAUCAAUGGCUCCAGCUGUGACAAAAACAAAGCAAGGCUGGUCCUAAACUAUAAGGGGGUCCUUGGCCACCGUAACUUUAAGCUUAUCUUUGCUAUGAGCCAGCGCCACUACAAGGUGUCUUCCCGCCGCUGGUUUACUCUCGACUCUGUGGAGCUGGAGUACGAUGGGACCAAAGCGACGUUCAACGGAAGCCGUGAAAUUUAUGCUCCUGCUGAGUAUUCCUUCCGCUGUCAGUCUGUCACCAGCGACCGUUGGCCCCUGCUCGUCCCACGAUCUGCCAAAGACCCGGCCAAUCAGUGGAAAGUCUCUUUUGAGGACUUUCAGAUACAGGGCUUUAACCUGAGCGGCAGUGAGUUCUCGUAUGCCAGCGACUGUGCAGGCUUCUUCUCCGCUGGUAUCUGGAUGGGUCUGAUGACCAGUCUUCUCAUGGUGCUGGUGCUGACCUACGGCCUGCACAUGAUCAUGCAGCUGAACACCAUGGACCGCUUCGAUGAUCCCAAGGGACCGGCCAUUUCUGUGCCGCAGACAGAGUAGCACACGUUUGGGCUGGGCUUCCUCCAUCGUUCUUCCUAAGAAGCCCCCCCCCCCCCCCCCCCCCCCACAUUCCUCACCCCCCCUGAUGUACUUGAUGUGAAACAUAUUUAUUAGUGGUGGUUUUUGAGUUUACAAUGUACACACUGUAUGUGCAGUUAAAGUAUGACAGACUUGUUUUGAGAUGGUUCCAGGUUUUCUGCUAAAUUAUUUUUAUUUUAGGCAAUAUUUGGUCUCUGGAAGGACUUGAUUUACUGACGACAUGCAUAGACCACGGGAAUAGUCCUCCUCAUAGUCAUUUCAUCCGUGUAUAAAGCAAGAAAGGGAAAUAUACUGGGUAGACCGUAAUUUAUAUGAAACAGAGGUUAUUUAUUGUUGAAUGUGAUGUCAUUUGUCUGAGUUAGUGUUUCCAGUGUGAAUUUGAUACAGAGCUGUGAAAAAAGGAAUGCACUUUCACCUUCAUCGAGCUUCAUUAUUGUUUUAUUGUUGCUGUGAGUUCAAUAAACCAUUUGUGAGAUGAA
Molecule: messenger RNA, 2001 nt
Organism: Oryzias latipes (Japanese medaka)
Lineage: Eukaryota; Metazoa; Chordata; Actinopteri; Beloniformes; Adrianichthyidae
Gene: atp6ap1a
Product: ATPase H+ transporting accessory protein 1a
Cellular component (GO): proton-transporting V-type ATPase complex
Molecular function (GO): ATPase activator activity
Source: RefSeq, a predicted model, not a curated record